Penicillium concentricum is the source of this 1599-nucleotide messenger RNA. Its product is annotated as putative amidase. The transcript has 3 exons. The record is from RefSeq and is a predicted model, not a curated record. NCBI's taxonomy places the organism in Eukaryota, Fungi, Ascomycota, Eurotiomycetes, Eurotiales, Aspergillaceae. Gene Ontology annotation, molecular function: catalytic activity. The coding region runs from base 1 to 1599 and encodes 532 amino acids.
AUGUCUGUUCUUUUCACAAAUAUUUCAGAGAAAAACCCCGUCAAGCCGGGUGAUGCGGAAGCCCUCCUCAAACCGCUCGGUCUGACCAUCGACCCAACCGAGUCGCAAGAUUUCCACACCCUUCUCGCAGCAGUCCACGACUGCGCCGAAAGCAUAGCCGCCUUGCCAGACUAUCAACCAGUCCCCAAUCAGAUCAAGUAUCCACGGGAGAAUGUGCGUCGACCAAGUGCAGAAGAACAGGUUUUCGGGCAAGCCUGGGCACAUCGAUUUCUCAUCCGGGGUAAUCCCGAAGGCGGGCCGCUGGCAGGUACAUCCGUCAGUUUGAAAGAUGUCAUUGCGGUUGCAGGCGUGCCACAGCUUCUGGGAAGCGAUAUCAUUCCUUCCUGGACACCGACUACGGACGCGACGGUUGUAACGCGGUUGCUCGAGGCGGGCGCUGAUAUCCAUGGCACAUCAACGUGUGAGAAUCUUUGCCACUCUACUUCGUCGUAUACCAGUGCUCAGGGUACGGUGGAGAAUCCACAUGCGAAGGGUUAUUCGGCGGGUGGGAGUACCUCUGGCGGUGCAGCGCUGGUCGCCGCUGGUAUAGUGGACAUUACGAUUGGAGGUGACCAAGGCGGCAGUAUACGCGUUCCCGCUUCGUUUUGUGGAUGCGUCGGGCUUAAACCAACCUAUGGGCGCGUUCCUUUCACUGGGUUUGCUAGCGGCGACGCUAUGGAUGACCAUGCUGGUCCGCUAGCCCGAACAACGCUUGAGAUUGCGAAUUGUCUAGAUGUUAUUAGUGGAUACGAUGGCAUCGAUGAUCGGGCUGUCGGUAGCUCGAAACCAGGCUCUACUAGAUUCGCAGCAAUUCAGCAGAGCCCAAACACACUUGACGGCUUCAAGGUCGGCAUUCUUGUUGAAGGAUUUGACCACAGCGCAGUAGACCCCCGUGUUAAGGGCGCAGUAUUGACUGCCGCCCAGAAAUUCAAAGAUCUGGGAGCAACAGUCGAGGAAGUAUCUCUUCCCGAGCAUCUGCAAGGGCCUGCACUCUGGACCAUUCAACAGCGAAUUGCUGGAGCGCAGACUCUUUUGGGCCAGAACACGGGCCGAAGAGGGCUUUACAUGUCUGAGAUGGAGCAUGCGAGACUUCCAUGGACCGAUGAUGGUUUCCAGAGGGCAUUCCCAUCCACAAAGAACGUUAUCAUUAACGGUCUCUAUCUAAUGCAACAAUUCCCUGGUCUCUACGGCAAGACUGCCAACCUUGGACGACUUCUCAGUGACAAGUACGAAGCGCUGUUUGAGAAGUAUGAUAUCCUGGUAAUGCCUACAACGCCGGUUGUUGCCCCUCGACAUGGAAAGCGAGAACUCCCGUUGGACUCCCUCAAGCCUAGUAUGGGUCUUACAAUCAACACAGCCAUCUUCAAUGUGACGGGUCACCCGGCAUUAACUAUACCCGUCGGCUUUGCUCCGGCAAAGGAAGAUAACCAGGUCAUGCUGCCAGUUGGGAUGCAGAUUGUUGGUGGAUUGUGGCAAGAAGAGAAGAUCCUGCGGGCUGGGCAUAUAUGGGAGACUCGUUUUGACUGGAAGAAGAUGCAGUACUGUGCAGAUAAGAACUAG